AGAAUCAAAAAAGACGGUUGGGAAGUGUAACAUCACACAUCGAUUCGGCGGCUCGCGUCGAGCCCGAAAAAACUUUCCUCUUCCGCGUUCUUUUCCCAAGGCCUGGCCGUGUGUGGUUGCGACAAAGUCGCGUAGCCCGGCGUCGAACGUUGACGCGUACAUACGCGUGUAGUGAGGUGUAAGUGAUUCUGCUUGACAAACGUAUAUUGUUACGCCGAUGGAAACGUGACUGUCCCUUAGUCCUGUCCUGCGGUGGUUCCUGUCACGGGCAGCAGCACUAGCAGCAGUGGCAACACAUUGCAGCGGCAGCAACCCUCUCGUUCAACCCCCAUCUUUCGAGAGUCUCGUCGCUGACACCGAGGGAGGGAAGCUUGGUGCGCUGAUAACAGCCGCGGGACGGAGGUCACUGCAUUGCGAUCGCUGGACGUAAACAUCGAGGGACUUGCCGAAUAAAAAUAUCUUGGACAGUUAUGCGAAUUUGAAGCCGCGCGAGUCAUCGAAUGACAACAGUUUAUGUAUACGUAAAUUUCGGGAGUGUCGUAAAAGUUAUCGGGCGAAAUUACGUCGUGUUACGUUGUAUUUUAAUAUGAGUUUCGCGAGUGAUAAUAAAUACGAUAUACUCAAUAGAUUGUCGUACGUGAAUAUCGUUGAAAGUGCUGCAUAAAAACUAAAUUUUAAAUACUGCGAAUCUGUUUUAAAUACCGCGAGUGCCAUGAAUGAUACCGAUUGAUCAUCGAUGGAAAAUCGAAGCUUUGGACUGAAAAUGGAAUGGAUCAACCGAUGGGAAAAAAGUAGCGGAACGACGAUCGGUUAGCGGCGCUGCGGCGUCUACGUCGGCGAGAUACCAACGUCGACGACGACGACGACGACGACGACGACGUGGAAGACAACGGCGUGAUCGCGCGGCGGGGGUAGUGGGGUUGAAAAUCGGCGUUUGCCCGGUCACCCUCCCUCGGGCUCUCAACCCCUCAAACGCUCUCUCGUGGUCCCCUCCUAGAGAUCUACUGCCCCUAUCUUCCCCCAUUCUCCACAUAUACUGCCUGCGGAGUUUCACCGUCAUAUCCACGUGCGUGCACAUCGGGCUUACGCGUACGCUGGUUCACGCGUAAUCACGCAUACAGACACGGUUCCGGACGGAAGGAGAGAGAGAAAGAUCCGCAUUAGUACGGACGCGCUUGCGCCAGCAGGAUUCGACAUAGUGGGGUCGCGUCGUUGGACGGCGUAGUAGGGAGAGCGCCGCUUGGUGGGGAACGUGUGUCACCUGUCGCAACAGCAGUGUGACGGUGACCGUCGGUGGGUGCAGAUGGUCGAUACGCGUGUGGGUUUUUAAUCGUUCCAUAGAAAGUCGUACGUCGCUUAUUAAACGCAACUCGCGCGUGGACGCUUUUACGCGUGAGCGCGAGUGCCGGCUGUAUAAUUGUACUCGCGUCGCCCUUUUCGCCGUGCAUUGCGGCGCGCGUGUCCAACGCGCGCCAUUCGUCUCGUGAAUGUAUCGCUUGGUCGCUGCGAGGCGGCCGAUCGUCGUCAUCGGGAAAACAUGCGUUCGGCGGGCCGCCGGUGGACGACCGUGGAUGCAACGACCGCAACGAGGAACGACGAGGUCGCGCUGCACGUGACUGCUGCAGCAUCCGCGCAGCUCCCGGCGCAGUGAGUGUUUAGAAAGCAACGCGCGCACUUUCCGCAACCCAGUGGAUUAUAGGUUAACUCGCGCACCACGGUGUCGCGGGCGUUGUCGUUGCCGAGCGUGUUCCAUCGCGCGCGGCGUACAGUGUGACGGUGAUAUAUACGGUGUGCGGUACGUGUUCGCGAUUCUUUCUUGAGUAUCGUUCUCGCGUGUGCCGUUUUCCAAUCGUUCGGUGCCCGCGGCGAAGACUGCAAACCCUGGCACGUCAUUUCGAGCGCCGCUGCAACACCAUCGCGAGAAGAUGAGGCGCGCCAGCCUCUGUGUUGCUCCCAGGAUGUACCCGUUGCUGUCCUGCUGGUGCGUUAUCGCGACAGUCACUCUCACCCUGGCGGCAUGGCAGGAAAACGUCAGGCCGAAGAUGUACGUCCAACUAGGUGCAGAGGAUGUGUUCAGGUUUACGGGAAACGAAACGCACACAGACUACUUUCGGCUCGUGCUCAGGGACGGGAACUAUCUCCUGGUCGGCGGAAGAAAUCUGGUGCAUAAUCUCAGUCUAACUGACUUGACGGAACAGCAGAGGCUGACCUGGUACUCGACAGAGAAUGACGUGAAGAUGUGCGUUGUCAAGGGCACACCCGAGGAGAACUGCCAGAAUUACAUUCGCAUUCUGGUGAAGACCGGGCCGAACAAUCUGUUUGUGUGCGCCACUAACGCCUUCAAACCCAUGUGCCGCGACUACACGGUGCACGCGGGCAACUAUUCGAUGGAGAAGGAGAAGGGCGGCCAGGCGAAGUGCCCGUACGAUCCGCAACAUAACAGCACCUUCGUCUACGUCGACGGUGAACUCUACACCGGCACAGUCGCCGAUUUUGCGGGCAUGGACCCGAUCAUCUACAGAGAACCGCUGCAGACCGAGCAGUACGACUCAAUGAGUCUGAACGCACCGAACUUCGUAAGCUCCAUGUCCCAAGGAGAUUUCGUCUACUUCUUCUUCAGAGAGACUGCUGUAGAAUAUAUCAAUUGCGGCAAGGCUGUGUACUCUCGCGUUGCGCGAGUCUGUAAAUACGACCGGGGCGGACCGCAUCGUUUUCGUAACAGGUGGACGUCCUUCCUCAAAUCGCGUCUCAAUUGCUCUGUCACCGGCGAUUUUCCGUUCUACUUCAACGAGAUACAAUCGACGACCGAGUUGAUAUCGGGCCAGUACGGCGGCACGUCGGCGCAACUCAUCUACGGCACAUUUACGACGCCGGUGAACAGUAUAAGCGGCUCGGCGGUGUGUGCGUUCUCGCUGCAGGAUAUCGCCGAUACCUUCGCCGAAUUCAAGGAGCAAAGCGCCAUGAACUCCAACUGGCUGCCGGUGCAAGACACCAAGGUGCCGGAUCCGCGACCCGGUCAAUGCACCAACGAUUCGCGAACGCUGCCUGAUCUGACGCUGAACUUCAUCAACACACACUCGCUAAUGGACGAGUCGGUGCCGAGCUUUUUCGGCCAGCCGAUUGUUAUACGCACCAGUUUCCAUUACAGAUUUACCCAGAUUGCCGUGGAUCCACAAGUGAAAACUCCAGGCGGCAAGACUUACGAUGUUCUCUUCAUCGGCACGGACAACGGCAAGGUGAUCAAAGCGGUGAACGCCGAAUCGGCGGACUCUCACCAGAAAGUCAGUCCGGUCGUUAUCGAGGAGAUACAGGCGUUUCCGCCGACGGUGCCGGUUCGCGGCAUUAAGGUCGUCCGAGCCUCGCAGGCGGGCGACGGCCUCGAGGACGGUCGAUUAGUCGUCAUCGCCGACAGCCAAGUACAGGCGCUCAGACUCCAUCGCUGCUACAGCGGCAGGGUAUUAUCCUGCAGUGAGUGCGUCGCAUUGCAGGAUCCGUACUGCGCCUGGGACAGUACUGAUAACAAAUGCAGAGCAUUGGUCGGCCCGGGGGUGACGGACGCCAGCAGAUUCUUGCAGAGCGUCGCAACCGGCAUACACGCGGCCUGCCCGACGAGCAAGAACAUCAAUAAGGACGCCGGUAACGUCGGCGCUAUCUCCACCAAUAACAAGUUCCCAGCGGACUCGAUGAUACCGAACAAAGAGAGCCAAGGCGGUGAGAUCAUCAAUAUCAUGCACGACGAGGAACAAGCUAAUUCAGGUCCGGAAGUAUCCGCAGCUGAUACUCCUCUUCCGCAAUACUCCGUGGAGACUCUGGUGAUGGCCGUAGUAGCCGGUGCGUUAGCCGCAUUGUUCGUCGGCUUCGUGGCCGGUUAUCUGUGCGGUAGAAAGUGUAGGAAAGACGAGGACGACAAUCUACCGUAUCCGGACACGGAGUACGAGUACUUCGAGCAACGCCAAAACGUAAACAGCAGGUUGGCGCCUGAGCCAAAGCUGCUGCCGCAAGAGGAGGUGACCUACGCGGAGCCCGUGCUGGUGCCGCAACCGCCGAAACUUCAGUCGCCGAAAGGCACCAUGAGAAAACCACCGCCCACGCCCACAGAGACGCUCUUUCAAUUUCCGGAUGGUUACGGUUUCCGCGGCGGUCCGCGCGGCGACAACUUCGGCACCUUGCGCUCUCAUCAGGGCGACGCGUAUCGCCGCAACGAUGGCUUUGCGACCACGCGCAGCGUUAAGAAGGUUUAUCUCUGAGAAACGAGCGAGGAGGGGGGUGGCCGUCACCGGAGCUUAGGACGGCCAGCGCGCAACCGCCACAACGCGACGACGGCCGGCAGGAGUAGUCGCGCUGUGACGUCCGGGGGACAGUCAAAUCGCGAGCUCGCCGGCCCGAGGGCACUAGAAUCACCCUCGCCGUCGUCGAGUGCGUCUUCGAGUUCCCCGUCCCCUCCCUCCUCGUCACCCUCACCCACCCUCGUACCGAUCGCCAUGAGCGGCCAGCAACCACCGCCGCCGCCAACGCCACCCUGCAGUUUUAUCUAUCGAUCAUAGUCGUCAUCGACAUCGUCGUCGUCAUCAUCAUCGUUAUCGCCGUCGCCAUCGCGGUCAUCAUCGUACUCUGCUUUUUGCUCGACGACACAAAGAGACGGAAAGGAAAAAACGUUCUACAGUCUUAGCGUGCUAUUUCAAAAUGUAUAGAUUGAAUAAUCGGAAGGUGAAUCCAGGCAAGAGAUCUCACAGUACUUCGAUGGGAACUUUUUUUGUUUCUUGUCUUCGAUGUCAAAAUAUCUCUUUGUUCCGCGCGUGGCUUUUAUUUUGACACUGAAUAUUGUUUUCGUCGUAAAGAGAAAUUACGGCAUUAGAAUUUUGUAUUGAUCGAGUCUAGACGUUACUGUUUAUUUGCUUAGCAGGAAUCGUUCGAGGAAUUUGCCUUGCGAAUCGAUAGUUUGUCAUGAACAUUGCAAAACGUCAGUCCAACCAAUCGUGCGUAGAGCAGGUUAUUUACGCGUAUUCACGAAUCGUCGCAUAAUCAUAAUACAGCAUUUCAUAAUUCUCAUAGGAACUGCAUUCCAGCCGGAAAUGUUUCGAUGGACGUUACGUUGAUCAAUAACUCGCUUGUUUGUGCGUAAUGAAAAAUAAGUGAGGCGAGCGCAAACAGUUUAGCAUAGCAAUUGUUAUCGGUUAUCGUAGACCUUUAGUACUAAUUCGUAAAAGAACGGGACAAGUAGAACAAAGAAAGAAAAAAAAGAGAUUCUACGGUUAUUGAUGCUCUAAUAUAUUAAGUCGAAUAAACUUUGAUGAUUAGGCUCGAUUGACAAAAUAGUGCGAACGUUACGCGACGAUUCGCAGCAAAAUGUCGUAAUCUCCACUAUUUUAUUAAUUGACAAUUAGUAUCGAGAUCGAUGUGUAAUUAUAAAGCUAUACAACAUAGUACUGCGACGGAGGCUUUUUUCUUAAAGUCAAUUAAAGGAGACUAUCCGCAAAACUCGAAACACGCAAUUUUUCUAACAUUGUAAUAUUUAAUACGAGUGAUUGAUAGUGCCAUUAUAGAUCACGUAACACUGCUGCGUGCCUCGAAAUUAAAGGCGAUCAUGAUGAUCAUCGACGUUGUUGGCUGAAUGUUUUUUGUAAUUGGCCAAAUGGUAACGUGUUAAAUGCAUUUAAUUAAAUGUACUAAUCUUUAUAUAUUUUUUUUUGUUUUAUUUUGUAAUUUUUUCUUUCUAUUUACUAUAUUUAAUAUAUUAUAAAUCGUAUAGCUAUGCACCUGAGGAUUAUUAGACUAUUAUUAGACUUAAAGUUUUUGCUCGGACAUAAAGAAGUAAUCUUUAAAAGCAUUAUCUUUAAAAGUCCACCGUUUUUUAAUAUAACUUUUACAUUUUGAUGUUUUCAUAUUUUGAUAAAAUGUGAAUUUUAUCGAGUGAUAUUUUGUUAUCACAUUAAAUAGAAAUUUGCAUCAUGCAUAAAAUUGUGGAGAUUGCUAUAUUGAGUAAUUUAAGAAACUUUGACGUGUCGCAGCUAACUAACGCAAACUAUGUUGCUGCAGAUAUGUUGAAAAAUGAAUCGUCCAAAGACGAUUACGUUCUAGUUUUUUGUAUGCCGGUUUAUCUAGUUCUGUGUAUGCUUCGGAGACGCGCGUUCUCAACGCCUGCACAUAUACGUAAUAGAGAGCGGAUAAAAGUGACAGAGGGAGAUGAAGUGAGAGAGAGAGAAAGAGAGAGAGAGAGAGGCACAGCGCUUAUAUGUACAUAAUACAUAUAUACAAAGCAUAUACAUCAUUUAGGGGUUUUAAAGACAAGAGGAAUAGAAACGAAUACGAAAAAUCAGUCCACCUAACCUGGGCCCGAUGGUGUAUGUAGACAUCUAUCUUAAAGUGCUUCUUAUUUCAGUGUGUUUAGAAGUAAACGUGUAUGUGAUAUAUUCUAUAUGACGAGAUGCUUUCUAAGCAUCGGAGGGUGAGAGAGACGUGGAGAGGGUUUUUAACUUUGGGAGCUCUCUCUUUGGAUCUGAGAUGAGACAGACACACGUGGUGAUGAAUCACGGUCUUUUGUUCACAAGAAUUCGUCGCUGCGCUUUAUAAGCAUUUUUUGUACAGUUUCUUUUUUUCUUUGUGUCUAUUUUUUACGCAUACAUGUACAUCAAUUUCUAGUUGAUUUCUGACAUCUCCGGUCUCCCGCAAUUCUAUGACGUCGCGAAAAAGCUACAUUCCAACAUAUUGUCUUUCAUCGAUCGUGGAAUUUUGUGAACAAUCGAACCUGAACUCUUUGACACGCACAUACAAGCACACGGAUACAGACUACAGGUUGUAAACUUCUAUAAAUUCCAUUACCACUUUUUUCUUUUAAUUAAUUGUUAACUCGUUUAGUUUUUUUGCAUGUAUAUUAAAGUAUGUCUGAAGAGCUCGCGCCGGAAAAUCGUAAUCCCUCAAAUCGUAAGACUGAACAGAUACUCUAAAGACGAAAUAUUCUCAAUGCGUUUCUUUUUUCUUUUUUAUAAGUUUUAUAAUCAGCGUGAACGAAAAACAUUUUCUUUAAGUGACACAAA
Molecule: messenger RNA, 7034 nt
Organism: Linepithema humile (Argentine ant)
Lineage: Eukaryota; Metazoa; Arthropoda; Insecta; Hymenoptera; Formicidae
Gene: Sema1a
Product: semaphorin 1a
Biological process (GO): semaphorin-plexin signaling pathway; negative chemotaxis; positive regulation of cell migration
Molecular function (GO): chemorepellent activity; semaphorin receptor binding
Source: RefSeq, a predicted model, not a curated record